CUCUGCCCCGGCCUGUCAAUCGGGCGCAUAUAAAGCCAGCCCACCGUGGGUUACUCCCGCUGUGAUUAAAGCAAAACUCGUAUGAGCUUGAGCCACCAUGGCGCCCCUUCGGACUGUCUUGAUCACCGGCUGCUCCGCCAACGGCAUCGGAUCGGCCCUGGCCGUCGCGCUCGCCAAUCAAGGCCACCACGUCUUCGCCACUGCGCGCUCACCAUCCAAGAUUCCGUCGUCUCUCACCACUUUGUCCAAUGUCACCCCUCUCCAGCUCGACGUCACAUCAUCAGAGUCUGUGGCUGCUGCCGUUCAGGCAGUCGAGCAGCAUGGAACAGGCCUAGAUAUUCUCAUUAACAAUGCGGGCUCCGGUUACACCAUGCCGCUGCUGGACGUCGACCUCACCCAAGCCCAGCAGGUCUACGAGACCAACAUCUGGGGUCCGCUGCGUCUUGUUCAAGCACUAGCGCCAUUGCUAAUAUCCCGCGGUGGACGCGUCGUCAACAUAAGCAGCGUGGGUGCAGUAGUCCCCACGCCAUGGAUCGGCAUCUACUCAUCAUCGAAAUCCGCCUUGAGCAAUCUCUCCGAGACCCUCCGUCUCGAAGUAGCACCACUGGGAGUAUCCGUGGCCACGCUCAUGAUCGGCACCGUCACGACGCCGUUUCAUGCAAACGAGCCCAGAUUCACCCUCCCACCAAGCUCGCGAUAUGCGGCUAUCGCAGAGACCAUCUCCCGCUGGGCGUCAGGUGAGGCGAGUCCCAAGGGAUGCUCGGCCCAAGAGCUGGCGGAUUUGAUCCUGCCUGAUGUACUAGGUACGACAGGACAUGGCAUGUUCUGGCGCGGACCGAAUAGUGGUGCGGUGAAGUUUGUGUCUCAAUGGGUGCCUGGAUGGUUAGCUGAUCGCAUGAUGAGCACUGGUCAGGGAUUGGAUGAGCUCGCGGCGAGUCAGUCAAAGUAAAUGGUGGCCAAGUCCGCCUAAUUGUUUGGCUAUAUGUAGAGUUAUAGAAAAGUAAUUGCAGACCAUUGGUACUCGCUAUUUAGCCAGCUACAUACAUCCUUUUAAGGGGCCCCUCGGCCAAGCUGUGACCCAUGUAAAGUGCCUAAGGUGUCUCGUAUGAAUUCCGACCGUCAAGCAUCAACUGCCUUGGGAGGAUAUAUAGAGGUAGAGAGUAUUCAUUACUGGACCUCACCAACUGCAAGAAAACAUCAGUCAUAUUUAUGAACAAUCAGCUGUCAUU
This is a messenger RNA of Aspergillus welwitschiae, 1229 nucleotides long. Its product is annotated as SDR family oxidoreductase. Gene Ontology annotation, cellular component: endoplasmic reticulum; lipid droplet. The transcript has 3 exons. Gene Ontology annotation, molecular function: triacylglycerol lipase activity; acylglycerone-phosphate reductase (NADP+) activity. Gene Ontology annotation, biological process: triglyceride catabolic process; phosphatidic acid biosynthetic process. Bases 98 to 949 code for a protein of 283 amino acids. Lineage: Eukaryota; Fungi; Ascomycota; Eurotiomycetes; Eurotiales; Aspergillaceae. The record is from RefSeq and is a predicted model, not a curated record.